Pezoporus occidentalis (night parrot) is the source of this 590-nucleotide messenger RNA. It is a transcript of the gene TSFM, whose product is annotated as Ts translation elongation factor, mitochondrial. NCBI's taxonomy places the organism in Eukaryota, Metazoa, Chordata, Aves, Psittaciformes, Psittacidae. The transcript has a single exon. The annotation marks the transcript as partial. The record is from RefSeq and is a predicted model, not a curated record.
CGUGUGACCCCCCCCGAUCUCCCCGCAGGCCGCCUGGGCGAGGCCGUGUCCCUGCGCCGCGCCGCGUGGCUGCGGGUGCGGCCCGGGGCCGGGUUCGUGUCCGGGUACGCGCACGGGGGCCCCGCUGCGGAUCCCGGCUCGGGGCCGGUGGCUCUGGGGACCCUGGGCGCGCUGGUGGCGUGCGGCGCGCGGGGCGUGACGCGGGGCGGCGCGCGCGUCGCCGCGCUGGAGGCGCUGGGCCGGCAGGUGGCGCAGCACGUGGUGGGUUUCGCGCCACGGCGCGUGGGGCGCGCGCGGGAACGGCGGCGGGGCUGGGAGGAGGAGGAGGAGGCGCUGCUGGCGCAGGAGUUCCUGCACGCGCCGGGGCGCCGCGUGGGGCGCGUGCUCCGCGCGCUGGGCCCGCUCUGCGUCACCGGCUUUGUGCGGUUCCGCUGCGGGGAGGAGCCCACCGCGGACGUGACCUCACGGUGACACCACCCCCCCCCCCCCCCGGUAUCGGCUGGGGUCACCCGGGGUCGUUGACCCCUCCCGGUACCGGGGGCACCGGGAGCCUCCCGCACCCCCAGCGGAAUAAACGGGAAGAGGAGCGA